AUGACAACUUCAAAUAUACAACCAACACUGGAUAAUCAACCACUAGUUAAAGUUACUGAUGAAUUACUGAAUUUGAUUGAAUCAUUUAUUGAGUUGGGUAUACUUGUACAUGAUAACCAAGGGACAAAUCAAUCAAAUCAAGCGUUAGUUAACAAAUUACAACAAUUAAUACUCCUAUUUAAAAAUCUAAAUGAUCCAGAGUUAAAGAAAUAUCCUAUUCCAAUUGAUGUUAUUUCUUAUAUUGAAGACGGCAGGAACCCUGAUAUUUAUACUAGAGAAUUUGUGGAAGUUAAUGCUAAAUUAAAUGCUAAAUUAAAGGGUAAGAUGCUUGGAUUUAAAAAAUUGCAGAAUAUAUUGGGUGAUAAAUUGGGCAAAGAGUUCCCUGAGUUAAAUGGAUCAAUUGAAACGAUUAAAGAGAAUUAUGCAUGA
Molecule: messenger RNA, 429 nt
Organism: Insectozyma verbasci
Lineage: Eukaryota; Fungi; Ascomycota; Pichiomycetes; Serinales; Debaryomycetaceae
Source: the annotation of a GenBank genome assembly